This is a messenger RNA of Nannospalax galili (Upper Galilee mountains blind mole rat), 2367 nucleotides long. RefSeq names its product piwi like RNA-mediated gene silencing 3 (gene Piwil3). NCBI's taxonomy places the organism in Eukaryota, Metazoa, Chordata, Mammalia, Rodentia, Spalacidae. Gene Ontology annotation, cellular component: P granule. The record is from RefSeq and is a predicted model, not a curated record. The transcript is spliced from 18 exons. Gene Ontology annotation, biological process: regulatory ncRNA-mediated gene silencing. Bases 1 to 2367 code for a protein of 788 amino acids. Gene Ontology annotation, molecular function: piRNA binding; protein binding.
AUGGUUCAGGGCUUUGGAAGGUUCUGGAGAAAAGUGGACAAAGAAGGAACACAGGAGCUGUCCAUAAGGCCAAAUAAGUCUUUGGGAAUCUUUCAAGACCUUGUUGUGAAUACCAGGAAGAAGUUGAAUCAUGUUCAAGCUUCAAAAAGAGGGAAAAAAGGUAGAAUGAUAAGUCUACAAACAAACCAUUACCGAGUAACCUGUGACUGCAACAUUGCAUAUAAGUAUAAUGUUGACUACAGACCAGACAUAAAGGACAUAAAUAUCCGUGCGAGUUUGCUGCUCAGACAUCAGCCAACCCUUGGCAGGUGCCAUAUAUUUGAUGGACACUCUUUGCUCUUACCUCAGAGGCUACCACGUUCGGAUAUGGAGUUUGUCAGCCAAACUGAAGGUGGUGACAUUGUGAAGAUCAGGGUCCAACUCUCCAAAGAACUCCAUCCCAAGCACCCAGACUGGCUACGCUAUUAUAAUAUUCUCUUCAGGAGAAUGCAGAUCCAGCGCAAUUACAAUACUUCAAUCCUGCCAUAUGAGAAUGUGCUCACCCUGUGUGCUGACGUGACUCACAAGCUGCUCCAGAUGAAAACUGUCUAUGACCUCAUAACGGAGAAAGUUGACAGGGGAGUCCCAAAUCUUGUAGAGGCAGUGUCUGAAGAGCUGCUGGGAUCCAUUGUUUUUACAAGAUACAACAAGAAAACCUACAGAAUCGAUUAUAUUGAUUGGAAUCGGGGUCCCAGGAAUAUGUUUAAAAAAUCUGAUGGCAGCAUGAUCUCCUUCGUAGACUACUAUAGGCAGCAAUACAACCUCGUCAUCACAGACAUGAAUCAGCCACUCUUGGUAAGCCGGGGCAGAUGGAGAAAGGGCCAGAGGAGCACCCCCCAGGAACCUGUGCUGCUGGUCCCUCAGCUGUGCUACCUCACAGGUCUAACCAGUGACAUACGAACAAACCACAAACUGAUGAGUCAGCUGACUAGACAAAUGAGAAUGUGCCCAAAGAGCCGGGAGAAGGUGUUGAAAGAGUUCAUGAAAAAGUUAGAGACGAAUCAGAACAUUCAAGAUGAAUUUCGGCCUUGGAAGGUGAAGUUUGAUACCACGUGCUUGCACAUCUCAGGAAGAAUUUUGGAUACAGUAGAGCUCUAUCAAAGAGGCAAAUCCUCAAUAUCAAAUUGGUUGAGAGAAUCAAAAAGCAGACCACUGCUUAGACCGAUGCCGCUAAAGAACUGGGCCAUCCUUUAUCCCGAGUGCUGUUCCAUUGAGACCAACUCCUUACUGCGGAAUCUGAAGGAAGUCUCUGCGGUCAUGGGCAUAGACAUGACAGAGGCAAAUGGAUAUAAAGUUGGCAAAGACCCUGAGUCCUACAAGGAAACUUUAAGGAAACGUGUGACAACAAGUACGCAGAUGAUGGUUUUUACUUCUCUUGUUGCUGAGUUACUAUUUCUUCUUUUGUUUCUUUUCAAGGUGGUCUGUAUUCUGCCUGACCACGGGAAACACAGAUAUGAUGAGAUAAAAAGAUUCUUGUGUGUUCAGUGCCCGGUCCCCAGCCAGUGUGUGGUGGCAGAGACCUUGCGCUAUGAGAAGACCCUGAGAACCAUGGCCGUCAAGAUUGCCCAGCAGAUGAACUGCAAGAUGGGAGGAGCGCUCUGGAAGGUGGACACAGACAUGAAGAAUACGAUGUUCAUCGGGAUUGAUUGCUUCCAUGACAUUGUGAGUCGGCAACAGUCGAUUGCAGCGUUUGUGGCCAGCACCAAUGAAGAACUGACCAAGUGGCACUCUCAAUGUCUCUUUCAGGAACCUGGGCAGGAGCUUGUGGAUGGACUGAGGGGCUGUCUGAAAGCUGCCUUGGAUUCCUGGUUUAAAAAUGUACGGAAAGCACCACAGAGCGUGGUGGUGUACAGGGAUGGAGUGGGAGACGGCCAGCUUCAGGCCCUGCUGGACAGUGAAGUGGCACAGAUGGUGGAGUUCUUUAAGCGUGGGCGUAAGCCUUGUAUUCCGCUAACUUUCAUUGUGGUGAAGAAACGAAUCAACACCAGGUUUUUUGUGAAUGAGGCUUCUAUGAAUCCACCUCCAGGGACAGUGGUUGACCAGGUGGUGACCAGGGAGGAAUGGUAUGACUUCUAUAUCGUGAGUCAGACCUCACAGGAUGGAACUGUUACUCCCACUCAUUAUAAUGUUAUCUACGACACAAAGGGCUUAUAUCCAGAUCAAGUUCAGUGUUUAACCUACAAACUCUGCCACAUGUACUAUAACUUACCAGGUGUCAUCCGAGUCCCUGCACCAUGCCACUAUGCACACAAACUGGCUUACCUCAUAGGGAAGAACAUUCACCAACCACCAUCGGAGUCACUGUCUAAAUAUCUCUAUUACCUUUGA